Molecule: messenger RNA, 1914 nt
Organism: Neopelma chrysocephalum (saffron-crested tyrant-manakin)
Lineage: Eukaryota; Metazoa; Chordata; Aves; Passeriformes; Pipridae
Gene: LRRC2
Product: leucine rich repeat containing 2
Exons: 9
Coding region: 131-1249 (372 amino acids)
Molecular function (GO): protein binding
Source: RefSeq, a predicted model, not a curated record
UCUGGCUGGCCACGAGCUGUGCCACUGCUAUAAACAACCUCAGUGUCCCAAAUUGAGUAACCACAGAGCACCCCCAGGAGCUCUGGACACUCGUGGUCUUUAGUAGUGGGAGCAGCUUAAUGUCGACAGCAUGGGGCAUCAGGUGAUAAUAUUUGACUUUUCCGUCAUAAGAGGACUGUGGGAAACUCGAGUUAAGAAGAACAAAGAACGCCAGAGGAAGGAGAAAGAAAGAUUAGAGCAAAGUGCAUUGGAGAGGAUAAAACAGGAAUGGACUUUGAUACUGGAGUGCCGUAAGAAAGGUAUCCCUCAAUCAAAAUACCUCAAAAAUGGCUUUGUAGACAUCAGUGAGAAGAACCUGGACACUUCUGGAAAGAAUCCUCAGCUCCAGAAAAGACGUGCUUUGUCGGAUGAAGCAAAAAAGGAAAGAAACAAGUUUAUUUUCCAGCUUUCUGGAGAGCAGUGGACGGAACUCCCAGAUUCUCUGAAACAGCAGACCUAUCUGAAAGAAUGGCACGUGAACAACACAUUGAUACAAACCAUUCCAGCCUACAUUGCAUUAUUUCAAGAUCUGAGAGUGCUGGAAUUGUCAAAAAAUCAAAUCCACCAUCUCCCAGUGGAGAUUGGCUGCUUAAAAAACCUCAAAGUGCUCAAUGUGAGUUUCAAUAAUUUGAAGUCAGUCCCUCCAGAACUGGGUGAUUGUGAGAAUCUAGAAAAACUGGAUUUGUCUGGAAAUAUGGAAAUAACAGAUCUCCCAUUUGAACUAAGUAACCUGAAGCAAGUCACAGUCGUGGAUGUGUCAGCAAACAAGUUCCAUUCUAUUCCAAUUUGUGUGCUCCGGAUGUCUAAUCUGCAGUGCUUGGAUAUCAGCAGCAACAACCUGAAAGAUCUCCCAGAAGACAUAGACAGGUUAGAUCAAUUGGAGACACUCCUCUUGCAGAAAAACAAGCUGACUUAUCUCCCACGAGCUCUCGUCAACAUGCCAAAGCUCAGGUUGCUGGUUGUCAGUGGUGAUGACCUGGUUGAGGUACCCACAGCCAUCUGUGAGUCUACCACAGGCCUAAAAUUCGUGAGUCUCAAGAACAGUCCAGUUGAAACCAUUGUAUGUGAAGACACUGAAGAAAUCAUAGAAACGGAACGUGAACGUGAGCAAGUUGAGAAAGAGUUUAUGAAGGCAUACAUUGAAGACCUGAAGGAAAGGGAGUCUACUCCUUCCUACACUACGAAAGUAUUGCUCAGCCUUCAGCUCUGAACAUCAAAAACCUCUAAAUCACUAGUGGAUAUCUGAAUAACUCUUUUUUUAUCCACCUGAAUAGUAAACACUGGAAAAUAUAAAUGGCCAGAAUCACAUCAAAAUCAUAAGGAAUUAUUUAUUUAUUCCUGUAGUUGUUCCCACUAACUACAGAUAAAAACAAGGGGCAGUAGAGCCUUCACAAGAUGCUGUUUCACAUUUUAAGUCAACAUAUUUAUUUUCAAGUUCAACAGCAGCAGCCACUAAUUUGCAUAUAGACCUGCUGAAAGUAAAUAUUCAUUAUGAUAAAAUACAAACAGGCACAGAUGAAAGAUGGAGACAUUCUGUGUUGCAGUUGAAACACUGGAACAUAAAACAUGAUCUUAUAAAGAGAUUUGAUUUUAUAAAAGGGGAUAGACUAAUUUAGGAAAUGAAUGUGAUCUGUUGUUUUUUUUAAGACCAAAUAACACAUUUUGCUAUUUACAAUAUUCAAAGCAAGAACACACCCAUAGUUAUUGGCAUUUACUUUCUGUUCUGCAAUAAAAUUGUCCUUCUUUUUUAAAAAGUUCACUUUUUAAAGUUUCAACAAGUUUUUAUGUAGAAAGUUGUAGCAGUUUUACUGUUUUUUUUUUUCCCCAGCAUAUUAUAAGAUUUUACCUGUUUGCAAAUUCAAGUACCAAUGUAAU